UGUGUUUAUGCAAUUGUUCUGUGGUGUUUUGACAUAACCCCUAAUAUCAUCUAAUAAGAAUCCAAACUUAAACUAAUAUUUCCUCAAAAAAUUUAAAUUAUGAUUCUUUUGAGAUGCAUGGAACGAUAUCCUUCAAAACAAAUACCUACUAUUUGUGCAAGGUUCAUUAGUUUAACUACUUCAAAUAAUUUGAUACAAAAAUGGAGAGUUGAGAGGGGCUUACCUAUUAAUCCAAAUGUCAAUGGAGUUUUAGCUGAUGGGCAAGACUACAGUUACCAAGACGGUCGUCCAACACCCUACGGUGUGGGUCAAAUUAAACGAAUAUCGAAACAGAGAGAAUUAGCAGAAUCUAUCAUGAGGUUAACACAGGAAGUCGACUUCGCUGUAGAGAGGCACAGAAAAUUGAAACAGGCAGAGGAGCGAUAUCGUCAAAGGAUAAUGAAUUCGAAAUUGAAACCAAAAGGUGCCGCACUUUUAAAUGCUAAAAAUGAACGACAUAAGUGAUUUGAGAACUGGGUGAUUCAUAUGCUCCAAUUGUUAAAUUGCUACAGUAGAUUAUAAGAACUGUUAAGCUCAGUUACAAUAAAGUGCAGAU
Messenger RNA from Harmonia axyridis, 595 nucleotides. RefSeq names its product 39S ribosomal protein L52, mitochondrial (gene mRpL52). NCBI's taxonomy places the organism in Eukaryota, Metazoa, Arthropoda, Insecta, Coleoptera, Coccinellidae. Gene Ontology annotation, biological process: mitochondrial translation. Gene Ontology annotation, cellular component: mitochondrial large ribosomal subunit. Gene Ontology annotation, molecular function: structural constituent of ribosome. The transcript has a single exon. Bases 100 to 504 code for a protein of 134 amino acids. The record is from RefSeq and is a predicted model, not a curated record.